Molecule: messenger RNA, 1566 nt
Organism: Seminavis robusta
Lineage: Eukaryota; Bacillariophyta; Bacillariophyceae; Naviculales; Naviculaceae
Source: the annotation of a GenBank genome assembly
AUGAUGGGAAAGGAAAACAACAGAGAGAAUAGCUCCUCCCCAGGCGCUGUGGCGCGACAGCCGAGGAGUUACCUGUCGCCAACCAUCUCAUCACUCGACAAACCAAAGAGAAAGCAAGCCCAGAGAACACCAGCGUCACCAAACCAAACUCCGGUAACUCCUGUCCAUAAAAGGCUUCCUUUGGAGGGCGUCCAAGGCGGAAGGAGCCUUUGUCGAGCCUUCGAGGCGGCGGAAACCAAUGCAUUGUCAAAGCAAAUUCGGCAGAUGGUGGAGUCAGUGCUGGCUCUUUUCAAGAAAAAUGAAGCCAUUCAAGCACGAUGGUGGUCAUUGUCAACAGUUGUGGAUGCUUGCCAGCGUCUUUCGAACCUUGACCGGUCAACUGCCCUUGUCGCAGAUACGUAUUGUCUUCAGUUUUCCAUGGACAAGGUUCUUGAAGGGUUAUUGCAUCCAUCAUUCAAUGAUGUUGUUGAUGCAGUUUUGCUGGGAGUGAGAUCAAAAAAGAUUUACAUUCAUCAAAUUGGAACAGAAACGGCUAUUUAUGCAGACUUCUCAAGAUCCGUUCCAAGGUUGCCACGAGCUGCUGUUGUGAACGCUUCGGAAUGGAUGAAGAGAUUGAGUGCCACUCAGCUGUCACUGAAGCCAUACAUGUCUCUCGAACUGUAUUCAAUGAUCAACUUUUGGUACUCUACGGAGGUGAAGAAGCUGUUUGGUGCAAGAGAAGGGGAAACGGCUAAAGAUGCUGCUCAACAUCUCCAGGCACUGUUGAGGAAUGCUGCCAAGAGCACGGAACAUGCCAAAGAGCUGAUUCAUGGUCUUGGCAAGUCGGAUCCCGAGACAUACUUUGUUGACAACUACGAUGGAGAACCAAUCGAAAUGCACUUUGAUGAUCUCAGCGUUGAAAAACUGGCUGCCGAGAUCAACAUGAGAGCAUCAUAUUUGCUCCGUGCCAUUACUCUGGCGCUUGAAACCGAUGCAGAGAAACAGAGUCUCCAAUUUGGAGAAAAGCGCAAACAAGCAAUGGCAGAAAUCCAAACAGUGACAGGUGAUCGUUCCAUAACCAAUCCAACAACAAUCCACACGUGGCUGCGGCAGCUUCGAGUACAUCGAAGGUUCCCUAAUCCAUUGAUGAAAGAAAGGAUUGCCCUGUUUGACAACCACCCAAAAGCUGCCGUUGCCAUUCGAGAAUAUGGGAACAAGGACAUCCAACACCUCUCACUUGAAAUUAUGGGAGACUUUGUCCGUGGCACUCUUAUUCCACAGCUUGCUGCGGAGCAAAAGGUUACGACUGAGAAAUUUCUGAAAGCAAAUGAACUCGAAGACCUUGGCUACAACACCAUCCAUCGUUGGCUCCGCUUCCUUGGCCUCGGGUGCAAAGGUUCUGUGGAAACGGAAAGGGCAAAGCAAACAGAGCUCAGAUUUGUGACUAUCCAGGCAGCUAGAAAGAUGUACAAGCUGCACAGUGGCAUUGCUAUCUUCAACCGCGAUGCCAACAAAAUACCCUUCACUAGCAGUGGGAGCAUUGCCUAUUGGAUGGAAAAGGAGAAAAACAAGAAAUAUAUUAGGUAG